Messenger RNA from Octopus bimaculoides (California two-spot octopus), 7145 nucleotides. RefSeq names its product cytochrome P450 20A1. Gene Ontology annotation, molecular function: oxidoreductase activity, acting on paired donors, with incorporation or reduction of molecular oxygen; heme binding; iron ion binding. Gene Ontology annotation, cellular component: membrane. Lineage: Eukaryota; Metazoa; Mollusca; Cephalopoda; Octopoda; Octopodidae. The record is from RefSeq and is a predicted model, not a curated record.
GUUUCACCGGCAGCUAAAUAUUUUGCUGUCCACGCAGCAGCGGCUGCAUCCCAUUGAUACGUUGCAGAAUUUCGUGGGAAAACCUGAUAACACUAACGAAGUAAAAUCAAGAUUUGCAACGAAACUGCUAAUUUUUUUUCUUUAUAUUAAUCAGAAGCAAAUAGACUUUCCUAUAUUUAUAUUUCAACUUCCGAUUUUGUUAACAUUUAUGAAUGCAAAUCUAGGAGGCUUUCCACGACCAUGCUCGACUUCGUUAUAUUCGCUGUCUUUUUCGUUGUGACUUUAAUAAUUUCAAUAAUUUACCUUUAUCCAGGUUCAAGACGGCCAACUACAAUCCUGGGACUUGAACCGUCUUCCAAACAAGAUGGAAAUUUGGCUGACAUUAUUCGCUCUGGAAGUCUUCAUGAAUUUCUGAUCAAUAUACAUAAGCAGUAUGGUUCUAUCACUUCUUUUUGGAUGUCAAAUUAUCAAAUUAUCAGUCUGGCAUCUCCAGAACUUUUCAAGAACCAGAAGAAAAUUGUUGACCGAUCAAGUGAAGUCUACUUGCUGUUUGAACCACUUUUGGGAUCAGAAAGCCUUUUUAACGGUGAUGAAUCAGGAAAGCAACGCAGAAUUAAGUAUACAAAGUCUUUGAAUGAAAAUUCUAUCAAAAUCCAUUCCACCAUUAUAGCAAAGAUUACUGAUGAAUUACUGACAAAAUGGUCAGUGAUGAGCGAUCAACAUAUUCCUGCAGAGGAGCACAUGAUGGCUUUAGCAAUUAAAUAUCAAGUCCUUAGCACAAUUGGUGACACCUUCAAAGACAACAUGGGGAUUUUCACAUUGCGGAGGAAUUUUGAUACGUGUUGGUAUGAAAUCCAGAGAUGCCUGCAGGAUCUGGCUGAACCGGAGUCUCAUCGGAUACAAGCUUUUAAAGAAGCUCAGAAUUUUCUUGAGAAAUAUCUGCAAGAUGCUGUUACAAAGCGGCGUGACCAGCCAACUGUUUCUCCAGAGAAUUCCUUGCUAAUUGAUUUCUUGUUGAAGACUGAUGCAGCUGAUAGUGAAAUAGUUAUGGACCUCUUCAUGACAAUGAUGUUUGAUUUUCAUACUCUUGGCUGCUUGUUGACUUGGUUGUUAUAUUUCCUUGCUACUCAUAGUGAUGUACAAACCAAACUUACAAAAGAAGUACAAACUCUGAAAGAUGAUGAAAUUACUCCAGAGAAUCUUAAAAAAUUGAAAUAUCUGAAGCAAGUGUUGGAUGAAACUCAUCGAUGUGCUGUGUUAAUACAAUGGUCUGCUUACACCCAGAGUUUUGAUGGAGAACUUGAAGGACAUAAAAUUCCCAAAAAUACUCCUAUCCUUCAUGCUAUCGGUGUCCUAAUGCAAGAAGAACAAUAUUGGCCUCUUCCUACUCAGUUUGAUCCAGAAAGAUUUGCUGAGGAUAAGGCCAAAUCUGGUUUAGUUUUCCAACCUUUUGAUAUUUAUGGCAAAAACGGAGAUCCAAAGCGUGCACUACUUUAUUUAUGUGCCAGCAUUUGUAUCACAAAGAUUUUGAGAAUGUUCCGCUUGGGUCUUGUUAAAGGUCAGGUUGUCACUCCUGUUUAUGGACUGGUUACUAAACCAGAUGAUGAAAUCUGGAUUACGGCACAAAAACAUACAAAGCAAUCCUAAUGACUAAUUUACAUAAACAAAUUUUAUUCUUUCUUAUUAAGAAAAAAAAAAAAAAGAUUUAUCCAUCAAAUUAGGCCCUGCAAACAGAAUGACGAAAAAAAAAAAGAAGCCAAUUGUUCUUUAAGUAUUAACCAGUUGCUGAAAGUUCCACAUGUAAUGCAUCAGUGGAUUUGUUGAUUAUAAGUUUGAACUUUUGCAUACAUGUGUGUGAAUAUUGCCAAGUUGAACUAUGCAAAAUUGAGUGGCUGUUCAUAAGGUAACCAAAAGGUCUUAGGCUAAUACAGAGAAUGAUUAAAAAGCCUUAGACCUUUUGUGGUGAAUUAACUUGAAAUCUUUUGCUUAUGAUAGGGUGAUCUGUUUUCAUUGUUUUGGCGCUUAUACAAGCAUAUAUGAUCUCUUAAACACAAAACAGAUACGCACGAAUGAAUACACGUUUAUCUUAUAUCUAUUUUUUUUUUCUUUUUUACUUUUCUUUUUUCUUUCUCCUUUGCAUUUGCUAUUCUCACUUUUUGACUGACUACUUCAAAGGAAUCAUUAUCACUAUUUUUGGAAGUUUUCUGCGAUUGGGUGACGUAAGGGAUGCUGCACCCGUCUCAUUCCUUUUCACUAUUAUUUAUCAGUUUAAAAUGCUUGUUAAAAUGAAGUUUUUUCUUUUUUUUCCUCACCUACUGAAUCAGUUUUUUUCACUUGUUAAUUUGACAUUUUAGUAAACAAAAGCAUCUUGUACAAAAAAGAGAAACUAUUUUGCUUGGAUUAUAUACAUAUAAUAUACAUUUAUAAAACUUUGUAAUUGUCAUUAGUAAUCUUCUUAUUUUAAUUUUUGAAAAUUUUUUUAAAUAAAAAAAAAAAAGGGUUUCUUGUGAGAAAAAUACAGUUAAAAAGGAGUGAUCAUAAACAGGUUUUCUUUUUUUGUUUUAUACACAAAAUAUUUCUGACUUAAUUCUGAAAUACUAUUUCUUUUGCUUUUUGAUAAAGCUGUAAUUUAUUUUUCUAAUUUAGGGGAUACUUUCCUUUUUAUUAUGUAUUAUUAGCACAAGGCGGUGAGCUGGCAGAAUCGUUAGCAUACUGGACGAAAUGCUUUGUGGUAUUUCGCCCGUCGCUACAUUUGGAAGUUCAAAUACUGCCAAGGUCGACUUUGCCUUUCAUCCUUUUGGGCUCAAUAAAAUAAGUACCAGUUGAACAGUGGGGUUAAUGUAAUCAACUUAUCCCCACCUCCCCUAAGCUGCCCUUGUGGCAAAAAUUAUGUAUUAUUGGCACAAGUUUAUGAAUCGUUUGAAUAAUGAACUUAUCUACAGAAAACUUAGGGAUAAAAAAAGAAAAAUGUACCUAUUUCGUAUGAACUUAUUUUGCUUUUAGCCGGUUGGUUUUAUUUCAGUCAAUCAAUAUCUGAACCAUAGCCUGUUUUUAAGGCUUCCAGUAACACAAUACUUUCACUAACUUUUACGGAAUAAACAAAAAAACCACAAGAUGACGAAUAGGUCUAUGUGAAAAGUUCCAUUUUUGUUUUUUUCUAUUUAGAGAAAUCUUAGCUUGCUUGAUCAGUUCUCAGUUAAAUCCUGAAUCAAUGAUUAUUAUUUUGCACCUCUUUUUUUUUUAGCUUAACGGAUUUAACUUAUCUGAUAGAGCCAUCUAUGUUACGUUAAUGAAAACGAACUGUUGUAAGGUAUAUAACUCUGACUACUCUGGUUAUUUAUUAGUCACAUUCAACCAUUCAUGCUUUUAGUGUCAUUAGUUGUAAAGUUAACUAGGGGAAAACGUCAAAUAACCACGCCACCCAUGUUAAUUAUGAAAACGGGAUUAAAAUAGUGAAAUAGAAUCAUGUAAAAAAAAAAAAAAUUUACAUUUCUUUUAUGGAUUACAGACUCUUACAGAGAAUAAAUCUAACGGAGUUGUCGAACUUUGACCAUUUGUUUCACUGCAACGCUGGUUUAAUGAAAUAAUAGAAUUCAUUUAUGAAAAGAACAAAACAAAAAACAAACUAUAGAAUGUUAAGAUAUAUAGAAAGAUAAGACACCUUUUAGAACUUAUGUACUUAUAUAUAUAUAUAUAUAUAUAUAUAUUGGAAGGUUUGGAGGUGAUGUACAGAAAUUAUAUAGAUAAAAUUAAGGUACUCAGAAAUCUGGAUGUUUGUACAUUUACAGAUUUUUAUUAAUGUCACAUAUUAAAUAAAGCGCUUUUCACCUAGUCGUGUAGGAUUUUCAAAUUGUAUAUAUAUAUAUAUAUACAUACAUACAUAUUUAUAGAAACCAAGAAUAAAAGAGCUUCUAAGAAGUUGUUGAUCUGUUAGAAAUAACAGUCAAAUCUUCCUCAAAUAACACCAUACCCACUUAUUGAAGUACUGGCAUGGCUGUGUGUUAAGAAGUUUAUCCCUCAGCCACAUGGUUCUGGGUUCAGUCCUAUUGUGUAGCAUGUUGAGCAAGUAUCUUUUACUAUUGUCUUGGUCUGACCAAAACGUUGUGAGUGGAUUUGGUAGAUGGAAACUGAAAGAAGCCUGUCAUGUGUAUGUGUAUAUAUAUAUAUAUAUAUAUAUAUAUAAUAAUAAUAAUAAUAUGUGUGUGUGUAUCUGUCCCCCACCAAUGCUUGACAAUUGGUGUUGGUGUGUUUACAUCCUCAUAACUUGGUGGUUUAGUAAAAGAGACCAGUAGAAUAAAUAGGCUUAAAAAAAAAAUUAUUAUUAUAGCUACAAUCUAAGGACUGAAACAUGUAAAAAGUAAAAAGAUAUAUAUAAUAUUCAUUCUGAAUGUUUAUAUUAAUAUACACUCGUGAUGGUUGGGUGGUUAUGUUUGAAAGGUUGACUUGGAGUUCUGUACCAAUUCAUUUAAUAAUUAUAAGACUGAAAAUGCAACCAAUUAUCCUAUGAUGUGACAAAAGGAUUUUUCCUUUUAAAAGGGGAUGGUAAUGUCCAUGAAUCUUCUUUACAGAGACUCUGUGAUCAGAAGAAAGUAUUUUCAAACUGGAGAUAUGGCCCGAAUGCUUGCACCAAUGGAUUCCAUUAAAGGCAGCCUACUACUAUGGAGUCUAGGACAUUUACCCCCCAUUGACAAUAACCCCUCAAGGACAAUUACCCCUGAGGACAACAGAUGAUGAUUUAAAACUUAAUAUAUUGGACGUGGUGGUGGUGGUGGGGGUAAUUGUUCUAGGAGGUAGUUGUUGUCAGGGGGAAUUGUCCUUGGGGUCAGGGUAAUUGUCCUGAUACACUAUGUGGUGAUGUUAAACUGGGCAGUGGAUUAAGUCUAGCACAACAAUGCUGAUGUCUUUUUAACCUUUCAGCAUUCAGAUAUCUUUGUCAAAGACUCUGCUUAUUUGUUCUCAAUGUUUUGCCCAUCGCUACCUUCUGAGUUCAAAUUCCACUGAGGUCAACUUUGCCUUUUAUCCUUUUGGGGUCGAUAAAUUAAGUACCAGUUAAACACUGGGGUCGAUGUAAUUGAGUCAACUCCUUCCCCCAAAAUUUUGGGCCUUGUGCCUAUAAGUAGAAAGGAUUAUCUUGCGAGUUUCAAAAUUUGAAUGGUAUUUCUGUAUAUUUUUAGAAUGACAUUGUAGGGUAGGUGUGAGAGAUUGUAUCUGGUCAAUUGUAACAUAAAAGUGGUAAAAUAUUUGGGCCGGAUAUGACCGGAUUCAAUGCUAAAGGGUUAAAAAAAGAAAGAAAACUUAAGCCUUUCGAAAAAGGCUUAAUUUGGGAACAUUAAGCCACUCCUUGUUUUUAUAUUUUAAGAAAAAAACGACAUGCCAUACCUUUGUCUGGUUUGCUUUAUUCUUUAAAAGAUCUUGAUUCUUGUUUUCUUUUAUGUCUGAUAUGAAACCUGAAAAUGUGCUUUGUAAAACUUGGCACAUUGGUAGUAAAAGGUGUUGAGAGUGAAUGUAUUGUUGAUUUAACACAGGUAGGUUGGAAUGGAAAUUAUGUUUGAAAUUUCUUUUAAUUAUUUAUUUGAAAUAUUUGCAGUAAGGACAUCCAGCCGUAGAAAUUAUGGCAAAGUAAACACUGAAGCUUGGCACAAGGCCUUUGAUUUGUUGGUCCCUAUCGAACUGUCCAACACAUGCUAACAUGGGAUAAAGGGAUGUUAAAUGAUGAUGAGUGAACAAGUAAAAUUAAAAUCUUACAUAAACAUAAUUUGUGAAUAUAGAUACAAGCAUUGUUGUGGGAAUAAGAAUUUUGCUUUGCAACCAUAUGUUUCUGGGUUCAGUCCCAUCAUGUGGCACCUUAGGCAAGUGUCUUUUACAAUAGCUAACCAAUAUCUUGUGAGUGAAUUAGGUAGAUGGAAAGUGUAUGGAAGCCUGUCAUAUGUGUGUGUGUAUGUGUGUCACCAUUUGACAACUGGUGUUGGUUUAUGUUCUCAUAACUUAGUCUUGGUUAAAGAGAUAAAAUAUGUACCAUUAGCUAGAACUCUUUAAGGCAGUGCUCCAGCAUGGCUACAAUCCACUAGCUGUAAUCACUAAGAGAUAAAAGGAUAGGGGCUGAAUGAAGAGAAAUACAAACUCAAAAACAGAAAAGUUUCCAGUAUAACAUUAGUAAAUGUUUGAGAAAUUGGGAACUAAUUAAAACCAAAAUUAUUCUAAUUAUAAAUUUUGAUUCUCUGUAUUGCGAUUCUAUGUCUAAAUCUAUUUUUGAUUCUAGUUUAUGAAAAAAGAAAAGAAUCUAUUCUAUAAAUGCAAAAUUUCAUUAAAAAUAAAAAUUUGAAAAAUCUCCACUUCUUUCAGCAAAGUUGUAAAAUUAAGAAUUUCUUAUUGAUUCUGAUGAUUUUUUUUUUUUUUUUUUUUUUUUUUCGGAAUUUUUGAAUUUUUGAAUUUUCUGCUUCUGCAAUUGUAAUUCUUUUAUUGUAACCCUUUAGCAUUUAGAUUAUUCUGUCAAAUGUAAUAUUUAUUCACAUUAUUUUGAAUUAAUCAUGCAUGAUCUUGUAGCUUUGAGAUUUCAAUGACGUGAUUGUAUAUCUUUAGAGUGACAUUGUUGGAGGGUAGGUGAGAGAGACUGGAUAUGGCAGAUUUUCAAAACAUAAAACAGGUAGAUUAUCUGAGCAGGAUAUGGCUGGUUUAAACCUUAGGCAUUGAGAUUACUCUGUCAAAUGUAAUAUUUCUUCACAUUAUAUUGAAUUUAUCAUUUAUUAUCUUGUAGUUUUGGGAUUUCAAUGAUGUGAUUGUUUAUUUUUAGAAUGACAUUGUUGGGUAGGUAUGAGAGGUUGGAUCUGGCCAGUUUGAACAUAAAACAGGUAAAAUAUUAGGGCCAGAUAGGGUUGGUUUAAAUGCUCAUGGGUUAAUCCUCUACACAUUUAUCUUAAGUUGGCUUUAUACAAUAACCUGCAGAUUUUCUUUAGAAUACUAUUUGUCAUUUUGGAAAAUGAAAAUAUAUAUUUUAAAAAAAAUGUAUAGAAGGGCAAAUCAGGUUUUUUUUCUUUGAUUUUUUUUUUUUUGGAAAAAUUUUUUUCUGGAAAACUUUUAAAAUUUCUAAUUGUUCACUCAAAACACACCAUUAAAUAACUUCUAUGAAAUUAAAUAUUUUUUCCAAA